AUGUCCAUUGACGAUGUGACUGUCAUCAUCACCACCUCUCCUACGCCCUCGGCUCCGGGGACCGAUCUCGUGGCCGCCGUCGCGAGGUCAUUCCGCACGCACUGCCCCGACCUGCUGGCUUGCCCCGUCAUCCUUGUGCUGGACACGUACGACACCAUUGGCGCCUGGCCGAGGCUGAAGAAAGGGGUCGUGACAGCGGAUGGCGCGGCACAGUACAAUGUCUACAAACAGAAUGUGAAGCAGCUCGUGCUCAGCGAGUACCGCCGCGCUCGCGAAGAAGAGUCAUCAGACGGCGGUUCUGCCUCGGAGCCCCUGGUCGAGUUCGUCGGCGAGGCCGAAUAUGGCUUUGAAGGCAGGGGAAACCCCGUCGGGCUGCACAUCUCUCGGACUGCGGAUGGCCUCAUCACCUUCAUUGAGCCGUCACGGCGCCUCGGCUUCGGGCUGGCCGUGCGUUCGGCCCUGAGGAUUGCAGACACACCCUACGUAUGGGUACAGCAGCACGACUGGCCUUUGUCAGCCGACAUCCCGUUGCGGUCGAUCUUGCGCGCCAUGGACGAAGAUUCACCCGACAGGCCGGUCAAAUACGUAUGCCUCCCUUCAACCCGCAUGCGCUCGUACGCGACCUCGAAUCACGUUGUCAAGUUCCCCGCCUUGCGCACCUUGACCGCCGCUCUCAAGGGUGACUUUGCGGCCUCCGACGAUGGCGACUCGUUGCCGCUAACACCCCUCUUCUUCUGGCAUGACAAGCCGCACGUCGCUUCGAGAGCGCACUAUCUGGAGCGCGUGUUUGCGACACGUCUGGCCAUCCAGCGAGGCGGCUUCAUCGAGGACCUCAUCGGUCAACGGGCGAGGGACCAGAUGAAGCAGGGCAGCUGGGCACGCUCGUUUCUCUUCGGUUAUGACAGCGGCGUCAUGACGGACGUCAUCGCCAGCAAGAACUUCCAAAAUUUCUUUGACACAACGGAUACCUCCCCCAUCGUCGGCGCCAUCAAUUCGACGUUCAGUGGUGGUGCCGUCUUCGGUGCCCUCUUUGGAGGUGUCAUCAUGGACAGAUAUGGACGGCGCAGGACAAUCGGCGUCGGCGCUUUGAUUUGCACCGUCGGCGCUCUGUUGCAAGCAGCGGCCUGGCAUCUCGCCAUGAUGCUCGUUGGGCGUAUUACCGCUGGCUUCGCCAUUGGUCUCUUGUCUAUGAGCGUGCCCGUAUAUCAGUCCGAGUGCGCGAAUCCUAAGAUUCGCGGGCUUAUUGUCGGCUUGGCACAGCAGAUGAUUGGCGUUGGCUUCAUCGUCUCGACCUGGGUCGGGUACGGCAGCCAGCAAAUGCCUGAUUCAUCGCAGUUCCAGUGGCGGUUCCCGUUGGCAUUCCAAGCGCUCCCGUCCGCGCUGUUGUGUAUUGGCAUGCUCUGGCUUCCCGAGAGUCCCCGCCACCUCAUUGCUACCGACCGUCUUGAGGAGGGCAUGCGCAUCCUCCGAACGCUACACUUUGAUGGCACCAACGAAGAUUGGAUUCAGGCCGAGUUCCAGGAGAUUAAGAUGACCAUUGAUGCCGAGAAAGCCGCCACGGCGCCAGGCUGGCUCAUCAUGUUCCGCGUUCCCCAAUGGCGAAAGAGGCUGGCUCUCGGCACGUUUGUCCAGGUAUUCACCCAAUUCACGGGCAUCAACGUCAUCGGGUACUACCAAACCGUCAUGUACGAGUCGCUGGGCUUUACCGGCAACACGAAGCUUCUCGUCGCCGGAGUCUACAACUGCUGCGGCCCCAUUGCUAACUUGAUCUUCAUCGUCUUCAUCGCGGACCGAUUCGGCCGCAGGAAGUCGCUCAUUUGCGGAGUUGUCGCCAUUACGCUAGCGUUGAUUUGCGAAAGCGCCAUCAACAGCCAGAACACGAAUGGCGACAAACACAGUCUAAGUAUCGUCGGGGUUGCGUUUUUGUUCUGUGUUACGAUCUUCUUUUCUCUCUCGUUUGGACCAGUGAGCUGGAUAUAUAUGGCCGAGAUCAUGCCAUACCAGAUCCGCGCAAAGGGUUGCGCCUUUGCCACCGGCAUCGGCAACUGGCUUGUGUCUACAUUCUGGGCGCAAGUUAGCCCUAUUGCUUUGAAAGAGCUGGGAUGGAAGUUUUACUUCCUCUUUGUGGCCUGGAACCUCGUCAUUACUCUUCCCGCACUCGUGUUUUACUUUAGGGAAACAAAGGGAUUGUCGCUGGAAGAGAUUGAUCUCAUGUUCGGCGGUAGUGUCGAUGAUCCGAUAGAAUCAGACCUCAAGAAGCCCGCUGCGGCCGUGGAGACAAGCGCUGUACACGACGAGCGCUCAGUAGAGAUGAGGUAG
Molecule: messenger RNA, 2319 nt
Organism: Purpureocillium lilacinum
Lineage: Eukaryota; Fungi; Ascomycota; Sordariomycetes; Hypocreales; Ophiocordycipitaceae
Biological process (GO): carbohydrate transport; transmembrane transport
Cellular component (GO): membrane
Molecular function (GO): carbohydrate:proton symporter activity
Source: RefSeq, a predicted model, not a curated record